This is a messenger RNA of Perca flavescens (yellow perch), 4440 nucleotides long. It is a transcript of the gene daglb, whose product is annotated as diacylglycerol lipase, beta. The record is from RefSeq and is a predicted model, not a curated record. The transcript has 15 exons. The coding region runs from base 1473 to 3503 and encodes 676 amino acids. Lineage: Eukaryota; Metazoa; Chordata; Actinopteri; Perciformes; Percidae. Gene Ontology annotation, cellular component: cytoplasm; plasma membrane. Gene Ontology annotation, biological process: arachidonate metabolic process; diacylglycerol catabolic process; neurogenesis. Gene Ontology annotation, molecular function: triacylglycerol lipase activity.
GAAUGCUAACGGCGGGUGAUAGCUUGUUAGCUAGUCUCACCAUAGACGGUCAUAGAUAUAUACACAGACGGUAAGCUGACAGGUAUCGUGCCAAGGUACUUAUCCCCGCCAGGAUUUGUAUCCCCUGGCCACAAGAGCGCGCGUGCACUCUUUAUUCAAAAUCAUUUCGAAUUCACUUCUUAAAUGGAACAAAUAGCGACGUGGAAUACUUGACAGGAUUUUCCAUAAUAACAAGGGUCUCAUUUAUCUACAUAAAUACGUUUAUUUGUCUGUUGCAUUUAGGCGACGUGUAAAUUGUUUAAUGCUUCGUUUAUUAUUGUGGAUUAAUCGACAGUGUUUUCCAAAAGUUCCAUAUUGGCAUGCACCUUAGCUACAUAGGCCAACCGAUAGUGAGUCAUGCAGGUUUAUGAACAAUAGUUUUUCCUCGUCUUUGCUAACCCGUCCCUCACUGCCCUCUAACGUGAUUUCUGUUAUCAUUUAAUUUAGUUUAAUAUGGCUUUUCAAUUAACCGCUUUGUUCACUUGUCUACCAUGUAAGUUACAGAAGGGAUACACAAAAUAUCAGGCCGUUUUUUCACCUGAUAUAAUAUCCCCUCCCCUAACAUGCAAAGGUCCUGUCCUCAUCAUGUGUGUUAUUUUCUGACUUUACCAGGUCAUAAUAAACAACCUGAGAUAAUAUGGAGAUGUCUGCUGUUUUCUAGCAAUAGUUAGAUUAUUAUAUUAUUAUAUAUAGGAGUACCUUGGCACGACACCGGAACUAUUGUACGGUGGUCUCUGUUGCAUCAGGGUACCACCAGCGGACGGACACGUAGUUGUCGUUUUCAAACAAACCCUUUCUCAAUUUAGCUAUGCUUAUUGUUAUGUACUUUUUUUUAAACUUUUUGUAUCAGUAACGUUAGUUAUAUACUAACAUGUUGAUAUAUUAGCGCAACGUUAGCUAAACAAUGGUAGUGUUUGUGAUACGGGAUUACGUUAGCUAGCUUUUUUUUAGGUAUGGCUUUAGAGUAUUUUUAGCUAACGUUAAUAUUUUUAGCUAAUAUAUGCUAGUCACGCAAUAGUACGAUUCUGCUAGCUGUCGUCAACCGCAUUAGCUACAUCUAAUAUGUUCAAGCUUUGUGUUGACACGUCGAAAAACGCAACACUGUAUAUGACAUCUAAAUUUUAGCUUGGUCUUAACUGUCCUCAAAUGAGGUAACGUUAGCGGAUGCACACUCGCCCAAUACUCCUCUAACGUUAGCGUGUGUAAGGGUUAACGUUAGCUAGCUACACGCCAACGUUAGAUGUUACAAAAUCAUUUGGGCUAUAUUAAGCAACGCAGGAAAGUGACGUUUGAGUUGCCAGCCAGUGUAGCUACUGCUUUGGCGAAGUCAGGCAUGACUUGAAGUGUGCAUUGCUCCAGAUAAUCCUGUCACCUUUGCAGUGGUAAAAGGUUAAUUACCAUCGGUGGGAUAUUUGGUCUUGUUUACCUGCAAAAUGCCUGGCCUCGUGGUGUUUGGUCGGCGGUGGGGGAUCGCCAGCGACGACCUUGUUUUCCCCGGCUCCUUUGAACUGUUCGUCCGUGUGCUUUGGUGGAUUGGCACCAUGAUCCUAUUCACUUAUCACAAGGGUCAUUUUGAUUGUAAUGGGAGAGGAGUUCUUCACAGCUAUCUGGUCGGACUGUUGGUUGUGCUGGCGCUCAUCAUCCUGUCACUUUGUGCUAUUGUCUACGUCAGUGCCCAAGGGACUAUUACAAACCCCGGCCCACGGCGCUCUAUCCCUGCGCUGGUGUACCUGCGAGCUAUCCUGUACAUCCCUGAGCUGGUGUGGGCCUGUCUGGGAGCUGUCUGGGUGUCUGAUGACAGCAAAGGCUGCGAUCCCGCCACAGUGGGUGCUGUCAUCACAGCAGUGGUUGCUAGCUGGAUCAUCCUGCUGUUCACUGGGUUGGGCGUGGUAUUUGUGUUUGACCCGAUGGGGAACCCCCGUCCUCAGCCUGCUGCCGUGGAGCCGCUGGGAGUAAGAGACCUGCAGAGCAACGAGGGCACCCAGUUCUUCUCCACGGCUCGCUCUCUGGCUGUCAAGGUGUGGGAAAACAGGCUGCGGCUCCUGUGCUGUUGUCUGCCGCAGGACGAAAGCCACCGAGCAGCGUUCUCCAGCAUCGCGCAGCUCGUCGGUGGAUUCUUCUCUGACACAGACCUGGUCCCCAGUGACAUAGCAGCUGGUUUGGCUCUGCUGCACCAGGAGCAGGAUAAAAUGGAGCAAAGUAGAGACCCAGACGUCAUGGUCGAUCACAGCCCUUCCUCUCCCAUCGGAGAAGAUAUGGAGACAGAGUUGGAGAAAGCAGCUCACUGUAUGCGAUUUGCUGCAGCAGCCUAUGGCUGGCCGCUGUACGUUUACUCCAACCUCCUAACUGGGCCCUGCAAACUUAGUGGAGACUGCUGUAGAGGUCGUGCAGCCGAGUAUGAAAUCGUCGGAGGGGACCACCUCGGCUGUCACUUUACAUCCAUCCUGCACAGCACUGGUUUGCAGUACAGAGACUUCAUCUACGUCAGCUUCCACAACCAGAUCUAUGAGAUCCCCUUCUACGUGGCUCUGGAUCAUAAGAGAGAGGCUGUUCUUGUGGCUGUCCGAGGAACACUGUCACUGAGGGAUGUCCUAACAGACCUGUCUGCUGAAUGUGAGAACCUGCCUGUAGAAGGAGUCUCUGGAGCCUGCUACGCUCACAAGGGCAUGUGCCAGGCAGCAGGUUACAUUUACAAGAAGCUGGUCACUGAUGGCAUCCUGAACCAGGCCUUCUCCAUUGCACCGGAGUAUAAACUGGUCAUCACAGGUCACAGUCUGGGUGCUGGCACAGCAUCACUGCUAGCUAUCCUCUUGCGCAAUUCCUUCCCCACCCUGCAGUGCUACUCCUUCUCUCCGCCAGGGGGACUCCUGAGUAAAGCCUUAGCUGAUUACUCCAAGGACUUUGUGGUCUCGGUUGUGCUGGGAAAGGAUUUGGUACCCAGAUUGAGCAUUCCCAAUAUGGAGGAUCUGAAGAGAAGGAUUCUUAAAAUAGUUUCAAACUGCAAUAAGCCCAAGUACCGCAUCCUGCUGCAGGGAUGUUGGUACGAGCUCUUCGGAGGAGACCCCGAUGACUUCCCCACUGAGAUGGACAACAGGAGGGAGGAGGAGCUUAGCCAGCCACUGUUGGGGGAGGAGUCACUGAUGAUUCGCCACUCAUCGUCCUAUCAGAGCCUGGCGUCUGAUGACUCACCUGCCCAUACUGCUGCCCACUUACCUCUCUUCUUGCCCGGACGCGUUCUGCAUAUCACAGAAGAUGGGCCGUCACGGAGAUCCUGUUUUUCCCAGGUCCGGUACCGCGCAGACUGGUCCAAUGAAAUGGCGUUCAGGAGUGUUUUGAUCAGUCCCAGGAUGCUUGCAGAUCACAUGCCCGACGCUGUCCUCCGAGCACUCGACAGCCUGACCAGAGACAAGCCCUUCUCCCUCUGCCCGUCAUCUUCAACCAACAGCCAGCACAAUACUAUCUGAAUGUGAUAUAGAGACGUAACUCUUAUGUCUGUGCUCCCUGGCUCUGCAGUAUUUUAAACCCACCGGUUUGUAUGUCUGAUUUUCUCAACACCUGAUACAGGACCAUUUCAAAUCCGUCAUGCUCUUCAUUUGCAUCUCGUUUGCAGGCCCGAUCCUAAAGCCCCCUUUUCUAACUAAGACAUUUGGAAACUGGAUUGUAAUGCAAUACAUGAAACCAUAGAGACAUUGUGAGUGAGACUCCAUGAAAACACUUGAUCAGUUCAAGUGUUGGGGCACAAGUACAGUACUUCGUUAAAUUGCACUUUUAUUAAUUUCAUUUAAAUAAUUUGUUUCAUUUCAGCUCUCUGAGUUACUCCAUGAGGAACUUUAUGCCAUGAUCUUUGAAUGUGCUUUGUGUACAAUAUUUGAUAGUGCUGCAGCUUUACUGUAAUGUCGGUGUUUUAUGUUUGUGUGAGUGCCGUAGGCCUGGCAGAGGCUGCCCCGUGGUCACUGAAUGUGUCAGACGCUGUCUUCCUUAUAUAGGUAACUUUUACCUCAAAAUGUGGACCGAAGCAUUACGUCGUCAUUGUAUAGUAACUGUGGUUUGUCUGUCUUGUGUUUAAUAUCUUGAUAAAUCAGGGUGAACAGUGCCUAUACACAUAAAUAAGUCACAGAAAUGCUUUACAGAAAAAUAACUGUGAUGAGUGCACUGUGUUUACAGUAAGUUUCUGUUUCUAAAUAGUGCAUGGUGUUUGGCAAAAUAAAUGAAAGAUGUAAGAGGUACAAAGAUUGUACAUUGUGUGGGAACCUGUUUACUUGCCAUAGAUAUUACAAUUUGUUUUCCCCCGGUAAUAUUUAAUAUUAAAGUUAAAUCAAUUGAUGCCUGCAUAACAAUUUCACAUUCCCAAUUUGAUUGCCUUGGACUCAUUGAUACGAAUAAAAACUCUUGUGAAGCACA